Molecule: messenger RNA, 651 nt
Organism: Diaporthe citri
Lineage: Eukaryota; Fungi; Ascomycota; Sordariomycetes; Diaporthales; Diaporthaceae
Exons: 3
Coding region: 1-651 (216 amino acids)
Source: RefSeq, a predicted model, not a curated record
AUGGCUUUCAAAUUUGUUUACAUACUCAUUCUUAUGGGCUUCACUUUUGGCGCGCACGUUGGUCGAGACAACACAGAUCUAGAGGCAAGGACUGCUCUUCCUCAGCCGUCCUGGGUAGAUCUGGGCCCUGAGCCAUUCGGGGGGUUGCCUCGCCAAAGGGACAUGACGGCGAGGAAAUUUCCGCUGGAGACUCUGAUCACACGAGAAUCUACUUCAGCCGAUAUCACUGAACAAAAUACCCAGUCGCCUGUACCUCUGCCCACGUCCUCUGGCGACGAGUCCUUGAACGAAAGGCAUGGCGGUGAAUUUUAUCACCGUCCUAAGUCAUCUUCAAGCUCAAGCUCAGAAGGGGAUUACUACCCAACUGCGAAGCCGUCCAGCACAUCUUCCUCAUCUGAGGGCUACGGCGAGCCCUUUUCGUCUUCGCCUGAUUAUACCCACUCCCACAAUUGUUGUCGCAACAUCAACUUCGACCUCGACUCCAGUCUCCAUAAGUCUUUCCUCGAACAACUCGUCGACGGCAUCCGGGACUACAAUGACCAGCGCGGAUGCUUUGAACAGCUCUGCAAAUACGAGCUUCACGCUGAGAAACUCCUUUUCGAGAAAUUCGUCAGCAAUUUUGACAACUUCCGGGACCGCUUCUGCAAGUAA